Messenger RNA from Pochonia chlamydosporia 170, 429 nucleotides. RefSeq lists its product as hypothetical. The coding region runs from base 1 to 429 and encodes 142 amino acids. The record is from RefSeq and is a predicted model, not a curated record. The transcript is spliced from 2 exons. NCBI's taxonomy places the organism in Eukaryota, Fungi, Ascomycota, Sordariomycetes, Hypocreales, Clavicipitaceae.
AUGUCUUCCAACGACAGCACACAAUUCCACGCGCCAGAAUCACAACCUACCAAGCGGCGGUCGUCAUUUUCAGAAAAGCUCCACAAACUCAGGAUGGCUGUAUCGCCGACUCACAAGGCUCGAGAAGAUAUGGACAAGCUGAACCUCCCUCCUGUGAAAUUGGAGGCCCGGUAUGGACCGGAUGGUGAACCACUUCAACCGAAGAACAUGGCUGCCAAUGCCCAAGCUAUUGGAUAUGCUUGUGCUGGAGCAUUUACCUCGCCUGCAGUUGGUGGCUGUAUCGCUACCGAUGGCUGUGGAUGGCUUCUCGAGUUGUCGUCAGAUCGAAGGGCCACGAGUUUCUCUGGUCACGUCCCACACGAACACACAGGAGGCACGCUCCAUCAUCGGCUGGUUAAACCAAGAGCGAGCCCUCGGGAAAAGUUAUGA